This is a messenger RNA of Striga asiatica, 1026 nucleotides long. The record is from the annotation of a GenBank genome assembly. NCBI's taxonomy places the organism in Eukaryota, Viridiplantae, Streptophyta, Magnoliopsida, Lamiales, Orobanchaceae.
CCCUAAGUUGCAAUUCUCAUUCUUGGUCACUCGAUCGCUUCUUAUCCCAAACAGACGAUAGUUUUCCUUCAAAACAACAGUGUGAGAGAGAGGAGUUGAAAGAAAAAAUGUCCUGCAAUUCUAUUUCGCUCUCCUUUCUUCAGAGCACUUGGGCAUCCUCCCCAAACCAGAAGCUUAUCAAUGCGGCCCGCCCCAAUUUAGUGCCUAGGCUUGCUCGCCACCCUCAACGGCUCGCCGUUGAAGCCAAGUCCAGUACCCGGACAGACGACAGGGUUGCUCGCCAUUCACGCAUCCGUAAGAAGAUUGAAGGGACACCAGAAAGGCCGAGAUUAUGUGUUUUUCGCUCCAACAAGCACCUUUAUGUCCAGGUCAUUGAUGACUCAAAGAUGCACACACUUGCCUCAGCCUCUACUAUGCAGAAACCCAUUUCCGAGGAGUUUGACUACACCUCUGGUCCAACUAUUGAGAUUGCCAAACGAAUGGGUGAAGUUAUCGCAAAAUCAUGCCUUGAAAAAGGAAUAACGAAGGUGGCCUUCGAUCGAGGUGGUUAUCUCUACCAUGGGCGGAUAGCGGCCCUCGCUGACUCUGCCCGGGAGAAUGGUUUGCAGUUUUAGACUUCUAGCAAGAGAAUUAAUUAUUCUUCAUGCUAAUAUUUCAUCCCUCUUUCUCAUUCCUUUCCGUUUGCUACCGUGAAUGUGUGUAAAAUGGAUGAUAAUGCUUUUGAAAUUGGAUGAUGUUUUUGUGAAUCAGCAACUCCUUGCAAAACCUUAUGCGAAGAACUGACGUAAAUCAUUGGAUCUUGGUUCGUCAGUUUGGUCUUUUUUCAACGUAUGUAGCACUUGCCAUUUAAGUUUUAUUCCCUCUGAUAUUUGUGGUUCUCUUACCACAUGAGAUGGGAUCGGACAUUUCAGUCAAAUCCUUUGCUGUAACAAUUUUUCUACUCUAAAUGUUGAUGCUUGUGAAUAAUAAAUUGUCAGAAAUUCAUAUUUGCAAGCAUUAUAAUAUUACUGAGAAACAAUUUUUUUC